Molecule: messenger RNA, 906 nt
Organism: Canariomyces notabilis
Lineage: Eukaryota; Fungi; Ascomycota; Sordariomycetes; Sordariales; Chaetomiaceae
Exons: 2
Coding region: 1-906 (301 amino acids)
Biological process (GO): regulation of transcription by RNA polymerase II
Cellular component (GO): chromatin
Molecular function (GO): RNA polymerase II cis-regulatory region sequence-specific DNA binding; DNA-binding transcription factor activity, RNA polymerase II-specific
Source: RefSeq, a predicted model, not a curated record
AUGGAAGGUACGCCCGAUGGUUCGGCGUCAUCAGCACCACUCUACGAUCGACAGCACCACCCAUACCAGUCUUUGGCAACCCCUCUCUACACGCUGUUGCCGCAGAAUGCGGGCCGCGAUGGCACGUAUGUACCGGGAAUGAGAAACAACACUUACUCGCAGCACCCGUACCCCAGCGCGUUGUCGAGGAUGAUGCCACAGAGCACCACAGCAGCACCGCCUCCCCAACCGAUCGAUCCAGCUCCCGCCACCGUCGGCAGUCAGGCCCCAGGUGUCCUACGCCCGAUGCAUGUCCGUGGAGUCAUGCCGCAGCCGGCGAUAAACUCUCUAUACGGCCAGGGCCCGCUGAUGCCUCGGGCUUCCACAAUGCCCGACAGCAAUCCGCCCACCCAUGUGGUGGGCUCGCAGGACCGUAGAGGCAUUCUGCCCAGCAUUCCAGGCACGCCCGCUGCACUAACUGUUGGAAUGACUCAGGCGAAGAACCAGACCUUCCAGAAGAAUACUGAUGGGAGGUUCCCUUGCCCUGAGUGCACCAAGACUUACGGGUUUGAGAAGCACUUGAAGCGCCAUCUUCUCAAUCACAGCGGUGAGCGGCCGUACACGUGCAUUUUAUGCUACUACAACUUCACCCGCAGCGACAUCCUCAAACGCCACUUCGCCAAGUGUGCUGAGCGUCACGGCAACCCGACUGGGGCCAGCCACUUGUCCCACCCCCAAGCGCGCACCAAAAAGAAUGCUGCUGCCCGACAGAACCCUGCGGGUGUAGAGGGCGAUGUGAAUCACAUGCAGUGGAUAGCUUCCCCGAGCUGCCAAAACAAAGACGCCGAUUCAUACCCCGGUUGGCCGGCUUUUGACUCGGAUUCGAUGAGCAGAGACUCGGGAGCCCGCUUCGUAGGGCCUUUGUGA